GUUCAUUCCUAUUAAAACUUAGGUAACAUGUAAGUAUAUAUUCUAAUUAGUCAUAACAACUACCAAGUUUAUUCAUAAUAAACAUACGGAGUAGGUAAUAUUCCGAAAUACAUAUAGGUAAACCUAGUAAAACAGUCAAUUUAUUCGUAAUACAAUGUAGGAAAAUUUAGAUUUUGGAAUGUGCAUGUAUAAACUAUAUACAAUCAAACUUUAUUCAUACUAAAACAUGUCAAUUAACUAUACUACUAAUAAAAUACUGUUUUUGAUCAUAUAAAUGCUGCUAAUUCUACCAAUAAUUUGUUAAUAUGGAUAGAGGUCGGUGGCGAGUGUCGACGUAUCAUUAGGGGUCAAUUAAUGUGCUUGUUCUGAGCUCAGAUGUAAUGAAUGACCUAUAUAACUAUAUUAAUCACAUUAUGGAGAAACUUUAAGUACGGAGUACUAUUUAUGUUCUUAGCUUUUCCUUUAGUGUUAUUUAUAUCAAAGCCUUAAGCCCCACUAUACUUGAUACAUUUAUUUAUAUCAUAGGACUCGUUAAUUGGCCUAUCAAAAGUAUUUAUUUCGUCACAUUUCCCACAUAAUUAUCAUUGUAAUGGUCUUAAGUAGGACCAUAGCUUUAGUUAUAUACCCGUAUAGGACCGCCUACUUUUUUACUCCUAAAUAGGACUAUUAUUUUACUUAAUACCACUUUUGCCCUUGAUUUAAUAGUAGCGGCUACCCGUCGGCCGUCCCCUUCUUUUGCAUCCUCUCGCUGUCUAAUCUCUUCUAAAUAGAAUUGCAACAAGGUACCUUCUCCUCUCCUUUAAUUCGAUCUGGCAUGGACCAGACUAUCAGUGAUGGUGGUCUCGGCUGUUGUAGCUACGAAAGGAAGGACGGUACCCCAUCACACCUUCGGACCUCCUGAUUUCCUCUUCCGACGAGUGAAAUAGAGACGGCGAUGACAAUCUGACACGGCGGCGACGACGACAAUCUGACACGGCGGCGACAACGACAAUCUGACACGGCGGCGGCGACAGCAAGAUGGGGACAAGGCAGCGGCGGCCGGAGUCCUCCUCCUCCUUUCGCUCUCCCUUAUUUUUCUUCGUUGUUGUUGCACCCAGAUCUGCAAUUUGUUUUUUCACCGAGCUUUUUUGGUUCGUUUUAGUGCAUCAAAAUUGCACUUUUCUUCUUCUUUUCUUUGGUUGCUUCUUUUUGGCCGAUCUGGUUAUUCCACGUGAUUCCAUUGGGUUUAGUUUAGUUUAUUCCUUGUUUACUCUUGUUUUGGUUUUUUGUCUAAUUCCUUUUUCGUAUUGUAACUCCACGUUUUUUUCCUUGUUUAUUUUUAGUUAAUUGGGGCUGUCACUGUUAGGUUAUUCAAAUGUACUCCACUGGGAGUAAUUGAAUUGUUAUUGUCACAACGUCAUUGGAUUGUCAUUUGUUAUUACAUGAUAUUGACAUUGUAAUAUUGUUAAAUGAUUUUAAUAGUAUAACAGUACAUUUUUACUAAUAUUGAUAUUAUUUUCAACACCUCAAUACAAGUUGAGAUGUGCAAAGUGGCUGAUUAGAACGGC
Messenger RNA from Cuscuta epithymum, 1547 nucleotides. Lineage: Eukaryota; Viridiplantae; Streptophyta; Magnoliopsida; Solanales; Convolvulaceae. The record is from the annotation of a GenBank genome assembly.